Messenger RNA from Linum tenue, 1796 nucleotides. The record is from the annotation of a GenBank genome assembly. Lineage: Eukaryota; Viridiplantae; Streptophyta; Magnoliopsida; Malpighiales; Linaceae.
UACACAAAAUUCAAACUUUACACAAACAAACAAAGGAAGCCGCUUCCUUUUUUCUCCCCAUUUUAAUCACUUUCCCAAAUUUCCCUCUCCCCCUGUCUCACUCUCUCUUCUUCUCCAUCACUUCCCCCAAUCUCAAAGCCCUCCCAUCUUUUCCCCUUCCCCUGUUCAUUAAUGGCGUCCCGCUACAACUCCUACGACUCCACCCGCUCUUCCGCUUCUUCAUUCACUUCCUCAGCCGAAUUCAAUCCUUCUUCCAUUACUCCUACCUCCUCAUCCAGAGCUCUGGUCAAAUCCAAGCCCUCCGAUCUCUCCCAGCUGAAAUCCAAUCCCAACAAAUCCAAACCCAAUGGCACUCACAAUCUUACAGCUAUGGUCAAGAAGUUCAUGGAGAAGAAGACCACUUUCGUGUCGUCGUCGAAUAAGAAGAAGGCGAUUGGUGGGUUGGUGAUUCCGGCGGAUUUGAUUGCGGAGGACUUGAAGAAGAAUACGCCGGCGGCGAGGAGAGGAGCUGCUGGGCUUGUGGGCUUGCAGAAGAAGCUGUUUGGGAAAGAGAAGGGUAGUAAUAAGAAGGAAGUGAAGGCUUUGACGGAGGUGAAAGGGAAUGGCUAUGCUGGCAAUACGAGGACGCUAGCUAUGGUUUUGAGGAGCGAGAGGGAGCUUUUAAGUGCUAAUAAGGACAUGGAGGAAGAGAUUGGUCAGCUCAAGUCGAUGCUUGAGACCAGAAACAGAGAGGUGGAUAAGCUGAAGGACUUGUGCUUGAAGCAGAGGGAAGAGAUCAAGUCAUUGAAGAAUGCGGUACUGUUUCCCGACUUGUCAAACUCUCAGCUUCAAGAUCUCCUUGAACAGCAAGGUUCAGAGUUGAAGCAAGCCAAAACACUCAUCCCGAAUCUCCAGAGGCAGGUCACUUCCCUCACAGGCCAGUUGCAAUGUCUUGCUGAGGGUCUAGCUGAGGUGAAGGCUGAGAAAUAUGGGAGGCCUCGCUGGAGCAGCUCGCCCAGGACGCCCACAUUCAAUUGUGAGGGGUCUGCAAAUUCUCUGGACUUCAGCUCUUGUGGCGUUACAACGCCAGGUAGCCCCGAUGAUGAUAUGUUCGUUAAGGAUCUAAACCCUUGUUUGACACCUUAUGUUGCCAAGACCAAUUCCAAGGAAUUCGAUGAGGUGGGCUAUGAUUGCUCAUCUUCUUACGAAGAACAAUUGCCGGAGACCACAAUGCACGUCUCUGAUGAGCCUACUUUCAGUUCCAAUCUCAGGAAGCUGUCGAGAAGCUCUGAUCGCUACAAAAGCCCCAAUGUAGCAGCAGUUGCAGUCAGAGCCGCCAGAAGAUCAGAUGAAAGCAAACCCAGAUAUGGGAAACAACAACUGCACCACAGAGCUUUCUGAUUGUCUUUGUUUUCCUGUGACCAAUCUUCUUCUUUGAUCUUGUUUUGAAACUACCUGGGUGGCUUAAAACAAGAAGGUCCAUAGUCCAUACCCAGUACCUACCAGCUGCUCUUGUUGUACAUGAAUGCUGAAAAGAUUUAUCUUUGCCUACAUAAAUGGAGCAAUAUCAACUAUGAUCUCUAUCAUCUUCUGUUUUGAGGGUUAAGAUAGCAAAGCGCAUGCAAAGAUACAAGCUUUUCGGUGCAGGAUUAUGUCCUGAGACUAUGAAUUGAUAAAUGGAUUCAUAGAAAUAGCAAACACACAGGAAAAAUGGACAAGAAAUUGUUUGAGAAGGCUAUUUCGAUUGUUUCAUUUCACUGUAUCAUCUCAUUAAAUAGGCUAAAGGAUCCGCGCUCCUACAACACACGGCACGGGCU